AUGACAGAACAAGAUGUGGAAAACGAGCUGCUGGAUUACGAGGAAGAUGAAGAGCCCCAGGCUCCUCCCGAGAGCACUCCAGCUCCACCCAAGAAGGAUUCCUACGUGUCCAUUCACAGCUCUGGCUUCCGGGACUUCCUGCUCAAGCCGGAGCUGCUGAGGGCCAUUGUGGACUGUGGCUUUGAGCAUCCGUCUGAGGUUCAGCACGAGUGUAUCCCCCAGGCCAUUCUGGGAAUGGACAUCCUGUGCCAAGCCAAGUCUGGGAUGGGCAAGACAGCCGUUUUUGUUCUGGCCACCCUGCAGCAGAUUGAGCCGGUUGACGGACAGGUGAUGGUCCUGGUCAUGUGCCACACUCGGAAGCUGGCCUUCCAGAUCAGCAAAGAGUAUGAGCGCUUCUCCAAGCACAUGCCCAAUGUCAAGGUGUCAGUGUUCUUCGGUGGCCUGUCGAUCAAGAAGGAUGAAGAGGUGCUGAAGAAGAACUGUCCCCAUGUCGUCGUGGGGACCCCAGGCAGCAUCCUGGCGCUUGCGCGGAACAGGAGCCUCAACAUGAAGAACGUGAAGCGCUUCGUGCUGGACGAGUGUGACAAGAUGCUGGAGCAGAUGGACAUGCGGCAGGACGUGCAGGAGAUCUUCCAGCUGACGCCCCACAUGAAGCAGUGCAUGAUGUUCAGUACCACCCUAAGCAAGGAUAUCCGGCCCGUCUGUAGGAAGUUCAUGCAAGACCCCAUAGAGGUGUUUGUGGACGAUGAGACCAAGCUCACGCUUCACGGGCUGCAGCAGUACUACGUCAAGCUCAAAGACAGCGAGAAGAACCGCAAGCUCUUUGACCUCUUAGACGUGCUGGAGUUCAACCAGGUGGUGAUCUUCGUGAAGAUGGUGCAGCGCUGCAUGGCCCUAGCCCAGCUUCUUGUGGAACAGAACUUCCCAGCCAUAACCAUCCACCGGGGCAUGUCCCAGGAGGAGCGUUUGUCCCGCUAUCAGCAGUUCAAGGAUUUCCGGAGACGUCUGCUGGUGGCCACCAACCUGUUUGGUCGAGGAAUGGACAUCGAGCGCGUCAACAUCAUCUUCAACUAUGACAUGCCUGAAGACUCCGAUCCCUACCUCCAUCGGGUAGCCCGUACAGGUCGCUUUGGCACCAAAGGCCUGGCUAUCACCUUUGUGUCUGACGAGAAUGAUGCCAAAACCCUCAGUGAAGUUCAGAACCGGUUUGAGGUGAACGUGGCACAGCUUCCCGAUGAGAUCGACAUUUCUACAUACAUUGAACCGAGUUGA
Messenger RNA from Elephantulus edwardii (Cape elephant shrew), 1272 nucleotides. Its product is annotated as ATP-dependent RNA helicase DDX39A-like. Lineage: Eukaryota; Metazoa; Chordata; Mammalia; Macroscelidea; Macroscelididae. The record is from RefSeq and is a predicted model, not a curated record. The coding region runs from base 1 to 1272 and encodes 423 amino acids. The transcript has a single exon. Gene Ontology annotation, molecular function: ATP binding; RNA helicase activity; RNA binding. Gene Ontology annotation, biological process: mRNA splicing, via spliceosome; mRNA export from nucleus.